AUCAUCCUCCUCCUCCUCCCUGCGGUGCUUGGUGGAGAGGAGAGUCCAAGCGGAGGUGAUUUGACACACCGAGGAGGAGGCGCUGUCGAUGAGGCAGCGAAGCGAAGAGUGAACCGGUGCGAGGGCAGUGUGAGACGCGAAGGGUGCCCGAGGAGGGACGACUGGAGAGAAAUAAGAUAUAAAUCCCCCCUGCGGCCCCUGACGAGAAGGACAUCGCCUGCCUCAUUCCGCCGUGAAGAUGGGGAACCGGGGAAUGGAGGAUCUGAUUCCUCUCGUGAAUCGGAUGCAGGAUGCCUUCUCCGCCAUCGGCCAAAACGCUACCCUGGACCUGCCACAGAUCGCCGUGGUGGGCGGCCAGAGCGCGGGGAAGAGCUCGGUGCUGGAGAACUUCGUCGGGAAGGAUUUCCUUCCUCGUGGUUCUGGCAUUGUGACUCGUCGUCCUUUGGUUCUGCAGCUGAUGACCUGUCCGACAGAGUACGCAGAGUUUCUGCACUGUAAGGGGAAAAAGUUCACGGAUUUCGAUGAGGUGCGGCAGGAGAUUGAGGCGGAGACGGACCGCAUCACCGGGGCCAACAAGGGCAUCUCCCCCGUACCCAUCAACCUGCGUGUCUACUCCCCCCACGUGCUGAACCUGACACUGGUGGACCUGCCGGGGAUGACCAAGGUGCCCGUGGGCGACCAACCCGCGGACAUCGAGGCCCAGAUCCGAGAAAUGCUGAUGCAGUUUGUCACCAAGGAGAACUGCCUGAUGCUGGCCGUCUCCCCGGCCAACUCGGAUCUGGCCAACUCUGACGCUUUGAAGAUUGCCAAAGAGGUCGACCCUCAGGGCAUGAGGACCAUUGGUGUGAUCACCAAGCUGGACCUGAUGGACGAGGGCACAGAUGCUAAAGACAUCCUUGAGAAUAAACUGCUUCCACUCAGGAGGGGCUACAUCGGCGUGGUGAACAGGAGCCAGAAGGACAUAGAUGGAAGGAAGGACAUUAAUGCUGCCAUGGCUGCUGAGAGGAAGUUCUUUCUCUCCCAUCCUUCGUAUAGACACCUGGCAGACCGCAUGGGCACUCCCUACCUCCAGAAAAUCCUCAAUCAGCAACUGACCAACCACAUCCGGGACACCCUGCCAGGCCUGCGAGCCAAGCUACAGAGUCAGCUCCUCUCCAUAGAGAAGGAGGUGGAGGAGUACAAGAACUUCAGACCCGACGAUCCGUCUCGCAAGACCAAGGCUCUGCUCCAGAUGGUGCAGCAGUUCUCCGUGGAUUUUGACAAGUGCAUUGAGGGCUCCGGUGACCAGAUUGACACGGCGGAGCUGUCGGGUGGCGCCAGGAUCAAUCGCAUCUUCCAUGAACGCUUCCCGUUUGAACUGGUCAAGAUGGAGUUCGAUGAGAAGGAGCUCCGGAAGGAGAUCAGCUACGCCAUCAAGAACAUUCACGGCAUCAGAACUGGCCUCUUCACCCCGGACAUGGCCUUUGAGACCAUUGUGAAAAGGCAGAUUGGGAAGAUUAAAGAGCCUUGCACCAAAUGUGUGGACAUGGUCAUUUCUGAGCUAGUCAAUACGGUUAGGCAGUGUACGAAGAAGCUGGCUCAGUAUCCCAUGCUGCGUGAGGAGAUGGAGAGAAUUGUCACCCAGCACAUCAGGGACAGAGAAAGCCGCUCUAAGAACCAGGUGUUGCUGUUGAUAGACAUUGAGUUGUCCUACAUGAACACCAACCACGAGGACUUCAUUGGAUUCGCCAACGCUCAACAGAGGAUCAACCAAAUGAACAAGAAGAAGGCAGCCGGUAACCAGGAUGAAAUCAUGCCUGAGAGAGGAGUUAGCGAUCGGUACAAGGUGAUCAGGAAGGGCUGGCUGACCAUCAACAACAUCGGCAUCAUGAAGGGAGGAGCCAAGGAGUACUGGUUUGUCCUCACCGCCGAGUCCCUGUCCUGGUACAAGGAUGAUGAGGAGAAAGAGAAGAAGUACAUGCUGCAGGUGGACAACCUGAGGCUGCGCGACGUGGAGAAAGGCUUCAUGUCCAGCAAGCACAUCUUUGCCCUCUUCAACACCGAGCAGAGGAACGUCUAUAAGGACUACCGUCAGCUGGAGCUGGCCUGUGAGACUCAGGAAGACAUUGACGCUUGGAAGGCCUCCUUCCUCCGAGCCGGAGUUUAUCCCGAGCGUGUCACGGAUAAGGAGGGAAAGAGUGAUGGCGGUGACGAAAGCAGCUCCGACAACUUCGUGCACAGCAUGGACCCUCAGCUGGAGCGGCAGGUGGAGACCAUCCGCAACCUGGUCGACUCCUACAUGGCCAUCGUCAACAAGACCGUCCGUGACCUGAUGCCCAAGACCAUCAUGCACCUCAUGAUUAACAAUACGAAGGAGUUCAUCAACGCCGAGCUGCUGGCCCAGCUGUACUCGUGCGGCGACCAGAACACGCUGAUGGAGGAGUCCCAGGAGCAGGCGCAGCACCGCGACGAGAUGCUGCGGAUGUACCACGCCCUGCGAGAGGCCCUCAGCAUCAUCGUAGACAUCAGCACGACCACCAUAACCACCGCCAUGCCGCCGCCCGUGGACGACUCCUGGCUGCAGGUGCAACGGGGGGCCGGCUCCGGGGGAAGGUCUCCGGCCACCAGUCCAACUCCGAACCGCAGAGCUCCGCCGGGACCUCCCGCCCGCCCAGGCUCUCGCGGGCCCCCACCCGGGCCUCCUCCCGCCGGCGGACCCCCCGUCCCGUCUCGCCCCGGAGCUUCUCCCGACCCCUACAGCGGGCCGCCGCCCACUGUGCCCUCCCGGCCUAACCGCGCGCCCCCGAGCGUGCCCAGAAUCACUAUCACUGACCAGUGAGGAAUAACGUUUCUGUCGGAGACCCCCACCUUCUCCAACCCACUAGCCCUUCUGAGCUCCUCCCUCCUCUGCUCUGUCCAUCCCUCCUCUGGAUGAGAGUCCACGGACGACGGCGCCACCUUCCUGUCGUUUACCGCCUCACCCGACUUCAGCUGGCUCCCCCUCUCCUGCACCUACUUCUCCUUGACAACAAGCUGUCCCGUCCCCUCUCCGCCCCCCCCCCCCCCCCCCCCCCACACACACACACACAUCCCUCUGUGUGACAGAGAAUACUUGAAACACACCUGCAUGACUGACACACAAACAUGCUGCACCCUCAGUUUAAACUAACUAACUAUGUAAAGAAUAGGGAAUAACUGAUGAGAAACCAAUUGUUGAGUGUAGCGCCCAUAUGCAUGCGCACCAGCUUCCAUAAAUACACAUAUAUGUGUACAAACAAGUGACACAAACAUAUUUUUCCUCCUUUUAAACCUGAAGGAGGAGAUUUUUUCAAAUUUAGCAUGACACUUUGCCUGAGUGUUACAUUGUACUCCAGCGUUUUUUAAUAGGUGUUCUGGCUGCUGACGGACUUAUUUUUCUCCUUUGUAACAUUUUGUUUUAUCCUAUCUUUGUUCUUAAAAAGUUGUGACUGAUUUCUUUUCUUUUCUAUGAAGGAAUACUUCAAAACUAAAACGAUUUGAGUCACCCUGUAUUGCCUGUCAUCUUGGAAAAAGAACAUUUUCAGCAGUAUUCGGGGGAUAAAACGACAUUCAACAGUAAAACAACACCAGAAUGUCUACAGCAAAUUAUUGCUAUUAUAAUACAGAGUUGCACUUUUAAAGAUGCAGCUAGAUACACUACCUGGAUUGCUUUUUACUCGCAGCAUUUCAGGCUGUGAGGUGAAAAUAGCAGACAAAAAUGUGUGUCCAAGUAUUCUUUUAAGGGACGUUGACACUUAUCUUAUCUUAGUUCUAAUUGCUGUAUACAGGAUUUGAUCUGUAAUAGUUCAUCCACCCCCAAAAAAAACCCACAGGUGAAGACACACUGGUCACACGAAAUCAAGUCUGUUUGAACUCGAGAACUAAACAUCCAGAAAGAAGAACUGUACGAUUCACGCAGUGUUUAAUCUUGGACGUUUGUCACACGAUUGCAUUUGCUCUGAGCUGCAGAUGAGCACCGCGGCUUCCUCGGCGUGUGACCUCACCUUUAGGAUUUUGGGGGUCGGUGCUGCUUUCUCCCUGUUCGUCUUGUUCAUGCUGCCAUGUGAGGUCUUCUGUUUUCUCCCUGUUUCUACUCUUUUCACCAAAAACAGCCGGCCAAACACGGGUGGGCCCUCCCGCCCCGAGAGCCCCCUGCCGCCAUUCGACUCUUGGAAGAAACCCCGCUUACUCUUUUUUAACUCCUCUCUUCUAAAACUCCCAUCGCCCGCCCGCCUGCCAGCCAUCACUCACUGACUCAUCACUCACUGACUCAUCACUCACUGACUCAUCACUCACUGACUCAUCACUCACUGACUCAUCACUCACUGACUCACUGACUCACUGACUCAUCACUCACUGACUCACUCACUAAAGGAAAUGAAGGGGGUUAAAGGAUCACCUGCAGACUCUUCGCGCUCCGAUACCGGGACAAAUAAGGGGCUGCUGCUCCUAAUCACUGCUCUCCGUCCUCCUGCCUGUCAUAGCCUCGAGAAAGAUUCACUGCCACUAGAUGUAGAUGUUCUCUUCAGUAGUUGAAUCCCUUUGAGGACACUCACACGACUCACAAGCGUGUCACAACCACCUCUUCACACGCCGCUUGUCUGUGCUUCCACAGAACCUAUGCAACAAAGAAAAUGGUUUCCCAAUCUUUUUUGAUUUAUAUUGACUUGAACAGGCUCCUCCAGUGCCACUUUCACCACGUCCCCUCCUCCAAUCUUCACACAAAUAUUUUUUACUGCGUUAACUCACAGAGGCGGGAUCUAAAUAGAAAGUGCAAUAUAUAUAUAUAUAUAUAUAUAUAAAGGACGUCUGUUUCUGCAGACAGCUGCAAUGCCACAAGUCACACAAGAGCCAGAGUACGGUUUGAAUUGAGAGGAAGGGGAUCUGUGGCCUGGGUCACAUCUUGAGCUCCUUGCACAUAUUUUUUUUUUGUUCAGAGGGUAAUAAGGUUCCUGUGUGUUGCAUCUGAUAAACUGACAGGAAAUCUUUCAAGUUGAUAAUCUGCCGUUUUUCUUCUGUUUUUGUCCCCCUUCCCCCCUCUCUCUUUUAUUCUUUUCUUCCCUCUCUCAGUGGUCACGGGAGUGAGUGAGAACAUGAAAACAGCCACAGUCUAUGCAUAAAAACUGUCGAACGUUCCUUCUGUGUCACCCUCACUUUGCCUUGUGCGAGCCUGUGAGUCGAACCCGUCUUUUAAACCCCCCCCUUUUGUUUAACCUACUGAACUCUGCCGCCGUCAGUGUGAUGUGUUGUAUUUUUGACUUGUGACACAAACGACAAACCCACCAGCCACGACAAACCCCCUCAUCUCUGUACCGCAAUUGAUGUUGAAUACAACCCCCCCCCCCUCCGAAACACUUCAGUGGCCCCUCGUGCAUCCCAGUACUCCACGACUGCAGAGCAAAGCAAAACAAAGCAUUAUUCUACAUAAUAUGGUUUAACAGUAAAAAAAAAAAAAUAAUAUGGACAUAUCGUAAUGCGUUAUUCUGUAUAUGUGUGGUGCAUCUUAUGGGACUUGUACUUCUACUGUCUAGAGAACUUUAGUCUGCAAUGUAUGAGUAUUUAAAUUAUUAUGAGUAAAUGAAUAUCUGUAUAAGGAAAUAUUAUUUGGAAAAACGUACAAAAAAUGUAUAAUAGUGAUGUUUAUGGACGUGUGCAGGCUGUUUGAUACUUUAGCUUAAAGCGGAGGGCUUUUGUUUGUUUGUUUGUGUUCUUGUCUCUCUCAGUGUGUGUGUGCGUGUGUGUGCGUGUGUGUGUGUGUGUGUGUGUGUGUGUGUGUGUGUGUGUGUGUGUGUGUGUGUGUGUGUGUGUGUGUGUGUGUGGAUAAAAGGAGGACUUUUUUUUCUCUGCUUUAACGUCAACACAUUAAAAACCUCAGUGUACUGAAAA
Scophthalmus maximus (turbot) is the source of this 5883-nucleotide messenger RNA. RefSeq names its product dynamin 1a (gene dnm1a). Gene Ontology annotation, molecular function: microtubule binding; GTP binding; GTPase activity. The record is from RefSeq and is a predicted model, not a curated record. The transcript is spliced from 24 exons. The coding region runs from base 239 to 2818 and encodes 859 amino acids. NCBI's taxonomy places the organism in Eukaryota, Metazoa, Chordata, Actinopteri, Pleuronectiformes, Scophthalmidae. Gene Ontology annotation, cellular component: cytoplasm; membrane; microtubule.